AUGAAAUCAAACCAGCUGCCGACGUUAGAAAUCAGCAGCAGGGAACGUCGGUAGUAGACAGCCCUGUGGCCAUGGCAAUGAGAGAACUAUUCGCCCUCCUUUUCUCUGCUUUCUUUCUCUGUCUCAUCUCUCCCUCCUCUGCGGCGACGAACGUCCUGUAUACUAACCAAGCUCUCCUCACCAACCAAUACCUGCAAUACGGCAACUACAUCUUUGGUAUGAGGGCCGACUGCAACCUCGUGCUGCUCGACAACGGCAACGUUGUGUGGUCCACCGGACUCAGUAACCAGGGCACCAAUUGCGGUGCACGCCUCCAAGGAGAUGGCAACUUUGUCAUAUUCAACAGUAAUGGCCAACCCGUAUGGGCGAGCAAUACCACCGGUCCUAGUGGCAAAUACGUCGUCAUUCUCCAGCCCGACCGCAACGUCGUCCUCUAUGGCCCAUCGCGCGCGGAGACCGGAACCGCAAUCUAA
Spirodela intermedia is the source of this 473-nucleotide messenger RNA. Lineage: Eukaryota; Viridiplantae; Streptophyta; Magnoliopsida; Alismatales; Araceae. The record is from the annotation of a GenBank genome assembly.